Molecule: messenger RNA, 918 nt
Organism: Malassezia japonica
Lineage: Eukaryota; Fungi; Basidiomycota; Malasseziomycetes; Malasseziales; Malasseziaceae
Exons: 3
Coding region: 1-918 (305 amino acids)
Biological process (GO): regulation of lipid metabolic process
Cellular component (GO): mitochondrion
Source: RefSeq, a predicted model, not a curated record
AUGGCCACGACGAAGCUUGUGACGCUUGCGAUCAAGACGCUUGCGAAGCCCAUAGCGACGCAGUUGAAGCAGAGUGCGGUGCAGCAUGAGUCGUUCCGCAAGAUUUGCAUCGGACUCGCGCAGUAUAUCCACCGCAGCGAGACACGGCUCCGUGCGAACCUCAUGCCAGGCUCGGACCUGAUCAAGAUCCGGCCUCUGAACGACGCCAAGGCCAUUACCAACGGUGCGAAUGCUAUUUCCGAGGGGUUCCUCUUUCUCGUCGCCGCGUCACUCAUUGUCGGAGAGUCGUACCGCAGCUCGCGAAGCCGCGCGAACAAGCACGGAAAGAUGGAGGACGAGAUCGACGAGCUCCGCAAGCAGAUUGCCGAGCUCACCGACGGCGCGGGCGCGCCGCUCCACGAAAACAGCCUGCACACGGACGACCUCACGCCGGCGCCUGUCCCAGCCGAGGUCGCCAAGGUCGGCGGCGACCACGAGGCGCUCUACUCGUUAAUGGAGUCGGUCAAGAUGCUCUGGAAGCUUGCCGAGCGUAAUGGGUGGCUCGACGACAAGCAGCUCACUCAGGAGCUUCAGUGGACGCUCGACGGACCGGCGGAAGGGCCGGCGGAAGGGCCGGCGGACGACAACCAGGCGAUGGCCAAGUCGCAGGCGCCAAAGGACGACGCGCCACCGCGUGCGCCGCCUACGCCCUCUGCCACGGCACAGCAGCUUGGCCGAGUCCGUGCGCAGGCCAUUAUUGACGAGAUCCGGCAGCAAACGGCACCUACGCCGAUCCAGAUUCCCAAGAUGCCAUCCCCGUCCAGCCAACAUGCAUACUUCGCCCCGGCCUCGCUCCUUUCAUGGCUCCCCUCUUUCGACGGCAUUAAUACCUUUUUCUCGUGUGCCACUGCGCCGAGUUUUGACUUUUCGCUCCCGUAG